AUGAAAGCACUGCUUGUUGCUCUUUUCUUGACUCUAACGUUAGCCAGUACCGAUUGCGAGGACAAAAUCGAGUUCUCUCCUUCAUCAGACACUUACGAAUUCACCCUUGCUAACCUUCCUUAUCCUCAGGAUUUCUUACUCUCCCCUCCUAAGCGAACAAAAACAUCUUGCUCGCAAGGAGGAUUUUUUUUUUAAAAAAAAUUCUAAAAAUUUAUGAAAAAUUAUUUUUCAAAUUUAAAAAAUCCUACUUCACAAAAAAUGGAAAGCAAAUAUUAAUUUAAUCUAUAAAAUAUAUAUUUCAAAACGCAAUUUGUUUAAAAUUAGAGAGAAUUAACUCGAGAUUUCAUUAUACUAAUUAUCACUUAUAUAUCAAAAAUUUUUAUUUGCUUGUUUAGGGUAGGUUUUUAGGCAAAAAUAGGGAUUUUUCUAAUGGUUUUCUAUGGUGGAGGGUUAGAGCCCAUCCUAACGUCACAAAUCCUUUAUGCCCAUCACGACCAUCACCACCAAACCUACUACGACAAGCUAAAUUCCUAUAUUGCCGAAGAAGCCGACCUUCAAGACGACACACUUUUAGAGUUAGUCAAAGGUGCAACUAAUGACGAGAGCUUACAGAAAUAUGCUGGAGGAGCAUACAAUCACAACUUUUAUUGGUGGGUGUUGACUAAUCCUACUUGCGCUCAAGGUCAGCCUAGUGGAAGUCUAUAUGAGGCAAUCGUAAAUACUUGGGGCAGUUUUUCAGAUUUCCAAACUGCCUUUGAUGACUCUAGCACUAGCUUGUUUGGAAGUGGAUGGACUUGGCUGUGUGUAAAUGAAAGCUUUGGGCUUGAAAUAAGAAAUACAGCUAAUCAGAUCAACCCAAUGAUGCAGGUAGACGGAAGCAUGUGCUAUCCAAUCUUAGCUAACGACAUUUGGGAGCAUGCUUACUAUUUGAAGUACAUGUGGGAUCGUGCAAGCUAUAUUGAUGCCUUUUGGAAGAUUAUAGAUUGGGAUAUUGUAGAAAAUUUCUACGAGAAUUAUGCAAGCCAAUUGAAAGGUGUUCCACUUUAA
Blepharisma stoltei is the source of this 1047-nucleotide messenger RNA. The record is from the annotation of a GenBank genome assembly. Lineage: Eukaryota; Ciliophora; Heterotrichea; Heterotrichida; Blepharismidae.